This is a messenger RNA of Trichoderma citrinoviride, 318 nucleotides long. RefSeq lists its product as hypothetical. Bases 1 to 318 code for a protein of 105 amino acids. The record is from RefSeq and is a predicted model, not a curated record. The transcript is spliced from 3 exons. Lineage: Eukaryota; Fungi; Ascomycota; Sordariomycetes; Hypocreales; Hypocreaceae.
AUGGCGUCUAAUGGUCUGAAGGUAGCGCUUGUACUUGCGCCCGGCCUGUUAGUCCAACUGUGCCAACCCUGGCAGAGCACACCAAUCUCGUCUCAAAGCAAUAUCAACAUCAACUGGUUCACCCACGCCGUGCCGCAGCAAUCGACGGGAGCCACGACACAAUACAACUACUGGCAGCGACCUUCGUCCAAGGCUAAGCUCCUCCGGCAUGCUGGCGCGCGUUGUCUGGCUUCUCAGGAGAAGCUCCAGAGCCUCUUCCCUUUAGCUCUCAAUGGCUGCGGCUGGGAAAGGUUCGGCGCGCUCAUCACCACACUCUAG